Messenger RNA from Cadophora gregata, 2595 nucleotides. RefSeq names its product major facilitator super transporter protein (gene LAS21). Gene Ontology annotation, biological process: GPI anchor biosynthetic process. The coding region runs from base 1 to 2595 and encodes 864 amino acids. Gene Ontology annotation, cellular component: endoplasmic reticulum membrane. The record is from RefSeq and is a predicted model, not a curated record. Lineage: Eukaryota; Fungi; Ascomycota; Leotiomycetes; Helotiales; Ploettnerulaceae. The transcript has 9 exons.
AUGGCUUCUCGGACUUCAACAUUUUCCCUCGUUGCUGCGAAUAUCCUCAUUCCUAUCGCCAUAUUGAUAUUUGCCAGCGGAUUCUUUCCUUAUAAACCAUUUCUACCAGGAUUGGCCCAAUACGAAGCUUUGGAAGAUGGUUCGCUCCCAGGAGCUCCCUUCGACAAGGUUGUGUUCAUGGUGGUGGAUGCAUUGCGAAGUGAUUUCGUGUAUUCCAACACAUCAGGAUUUCUUUUCACCCAAAGCUUGAUUCAAAAUGGAGAAGCCGUUCCUUUCACUGCCCAUGCCACAUCUCCCACCAUAACUAUGCCGCGGAUCAAGGCAAUUACGACAGGAUCGACGCCAUCAUUCCUUGAUUUGAUCCUGAAUUUUGCCGAGUCUGAUACAUCCUCCACGCUCGCAACACAAGAUACAUGGCUUGCACAAAUGAAAGCCAAAGGUACAGGCAAAAUGAUCAUGUAUGGAGACGAUACUUGGCUGAAGUUGUUUCCCGAAACCUUUGAUCGUGCGGAUGGGACAUCAAGCUUUUUUGUUUCGGAUUUUACAGAAGUGGACAAUAAUGUUACGAGACAUGUCCCUGAAGAGCUUAGAAAUGACGAUUGGAAUACGAUGGUGCUGCAUUACCUUGGGCUUGAUCAUAUCGGUCACAAAACUGGACCUAGAGGCCCGAACAUGAUCCCUAAACAGCAUGAGAUGGACGGCAUAGUGAAAAAAAUCUAUGAAGCCAUCACAAACAAAAAGCACCUACAGUCCACCCUUCUGGUACUCUGUGGAGACCAUGGAAUGAACGAUGCCGGAAACCACGGAGGAUCUGCUCCUGGAGAGACUUCGCCGGCUCUUGUCUUCAUCUCGCCGAAGUUAAGAACAAUAAAUUCAGGUCACCGCGCUCCAGCUCCUUUUGAAGAAGACUUCCAAUAUUACUCUAUAGUUGAGCAGUCAGACAUAGCACCAACGUUAGGAUCACUUCUUGGAUUUCCGGCACCCCGAAACAACCUUGGAGCCAUGAUUCCAGAGUUUCUCUCAUUCUGGCCAAAGAAGAAUGAUAGAGUACAAAUUCUGUUGAGAAAUGCAAGACAAAUUCUGGGGGUUGUUACAGCAGCAUUUCCAUUAUUCGAAGCAGCAAGUUCCGUAACAGAUUGCAAAGAACCGUCUAGCAAUAUUGAUGCGCUCGCAUGCCAGUGGAAGUUCGUGACCGAGCGCCUGCCCAAAACUGAUGAUGAAGGUCAGACCGUUGAUGAAUGGCUACGAGUUACUACCAAAUGGUUGAAAAAGGCACAAGACAUCAUGAGCAGCACGGCGAGCAAUUACGAUGUUCGAAAGCUCGCCACUGGGCAAGCGGUGUCAAUUUUGGCGUUACUCCUGGGAUCAAAUGCAGCUUAUUCCAGUUUGGUCAAUUCAUUCAAGGAAUCACUCCCAAUCCUCUUGAUAUCAUUACUAUAUGGCAUCAUGAUGUUCGCAAGCAGCUACGUGGAAGAAGAGCAGCAUUUCUGGUAUUGGGCCACUUCGGCAUGGUUUGUUUUACUUUGGGUCAAAUGCACACGUAAACAGAGCCGAAACAGUAUUUUGCUUGCAGUAAGCUCAAUCUUGAUACUCAUCGUUUCAAGAUUCGCAAGACGCUGGAACCAAACCGGUCAGAAAUGGGCUGGCGAACCUGACAUCGCACGAACGUUCUUCUCUGAAAAUCGACUGACCCUCUGGACCUGCGUGGGACUUACAUAUCUAUGGAACCUCCAAUCUCUCGCUGCAGGAGCAUUCUAUCGCUUCCCACAGAUGGUAGCGGCGGGAAUAUCGACAGCUCUUGUGACUGCCGCCAUAACUUUCAAGCUAGCGUUCACUCAUGAGGAUUCCCCGGAGUUGAUGGCUGGAAUCGCCAAGUAUAUGGCGGACAGCGAAGCAGGUGCUGGAGCAUCAUUGAUCGGCAGAGCCAGACUGGCAUUUGGAGCCAUUGCCCUCACGCUGGUCUACACCAUUGGGUCUGGAUUUGGGAAUUCAAAACGUCCAAAUCCGACGAUGCACACAAUUCAUGACCUCCUAACCCUCUUCCUUAUCACUCAGUCCCGGGCUACUAACAUUCCCCUCAUCCUCCUCUUCUCAGUCCAAUUCUACCUUCUCAAUGAUUUAGACCUUAAUCUCAUUGAAAUAAGUACUACUUCCCUCCUCCUCCAGUACACAUCAUUCUUUGCAUUCGGCGGCUCCAACGCCAUCUCUUCCGUCGACCUGUCCAGCGCCUACAAUGGCGUAAGCGGAUACAACGUGGUGGCCGUCGGUAUUUUGACCUUCGCUAGUAACUGGACUGGACCAAUCUUCUGGACGUCCGCUACGAUCAUCAUGUUGCUGCGGUUAAGGAGGACAGGUGCUGGGCAGGGAAAGGAGAGAAAUCUACUGGGAAGACAUCUCGCGCUAUUGACUGUGUUCGUGACUUCGAGCUUGGUGUUUGUCAUGGCAGCUUGUACAUUUUUGAGAACGCAUCUGUUUAUAUGGACGGUGUUCUCGCCUAAAUAUCUAUAUAGUAUGGCGUGGAGUCUGGGGCAGCAUUUAGGUGUCAAUGUGGGAUUGGGAGGCUUGCUGUAUUGGUUGGGGACGAUGUAUCAAUAG